GCGAAGAGGCGGCGCGCCGGAAAGCUAAAGGAUAGCAAGAGACGAGCACUAAUCAAAACACAACUCUGGGGCCCGGAUCUACGUUCACCCUUCACAUUUCACUAAAGGAAGUCGAUAAGUGUCUGCAAAGUGAUUUCUGAGCGACGGAGGACUUAUAAACACUUGUUUGUGCAGGCGAGCUGAACGUUUUGGCCUUGUCAACUUGGCUAACGUUAGGCCCAGCUAGCGCUAGCUGCGGAGCUUACUUAUCGCUAGCAAAAGCAAAACAAGGAAUGAGUGAUGACCUCGGUGGUAGUGUCAGACGGUGGAGGGAACAUAGUGGAGUAUGUCACCGUGGUGGAGGAACCCCAGCAGUGCGAGCAGCAGCCUGCUGAGGAGGAGGAGGAGGAGGAAGAAGAAGAAGUGGUGCAGCAGGAGGUGGAGGCGGUGAUCGUGGGGGAGGUGGAAGAUGAUGAGGAGGAGGAGGAGGAAGGUGUGGUGCUGCAGGAGGAGGGCUGCCCUGCUGUGAUCGUGGAAGAGGUGCCCAGCGCUCAGGUGGAGGAGUGCUACUCGGCGCAGGUGCUGGUGUACGACGACGAGACGUACCUGAUGCAGGACGUGGCCGAGGAACAGGAAGUGGUCACUGAGGUGGCGGAGAACGUGGAGAUGUCGGGUCAUGACAUGGUGUGUUUUGACAAAACGUUCGAGGCAGCCGAGGCUCUUCUUCACAUGGAGUCUCCCGGAGGACUGCACAACGAACGCAACACAGCAGAGGACGUGAUGAUGGAGACGGUGGUGGAGGUGUCGACAGAGUGUGGCCCCAUAGAGGAGGAGUCCUUCCCCAUCCCUCCUGACUGUGAGCCUGCUGCCAAGAAAAAGAGAGGAGGAGGACGUAAGCCCAAAACACACCAGCCUGCAUCCAACGGUUCCUUUGACCUGGGCAUCAAGAAGAGACCGAGGGAGGGAAAAGGUAACACCACCUACCUGUGGGAGUUCCUGCUGGAGCUGCUGCAGGAUAAAAACACCUGUCCCCGCUACAUCAAGUGGAUGCAGAGAGAGAAGGGAAUCUUCAAACUGGUCGACUCCAAAGCCGUGUCCAAACUGUGGGGGAAACACAAGAACAAGCCCGACAUGAACUACGAAACCAUGGGCCGAGCCCUGAGGUAUUACUACCAGCGCGGCAUCCUGGCCAAGGUGGAGGGUCAGCGCCUGGCCUACCAGUUCAAAGACAUGCCCAAGAACAUCCGGGUGAUCGACGACGAGGAGGAGGCGGAGGAGGCGGAGGAAGGCGAGGGCGUGGUGUCGAGCCAGCAGGGACCCGCCAGCCUGGGGGCCAACUCCCCUGCAGCCACCCAGCCUCAGCAGACCUACGUCACCGUCAUCCCCAGCAACGCCGCCAGCAGGCCCAUCAGAGCGAUGCCAGUGGUCAUGACUAACUCUCUGGGUCAGGUGACAUUAAACAACUCCUCCAUCCUCACCACCACCGCGGGGGUCCCAGUAACGGUAACCAACGCCAACGCCACCCCCAAACUGGUUAUCCAGGCGCUGCCCACCAUGCUGCCCGCCGGCUCCAAAGCAGGGGAGAAGAUCACCAUCAUCACCAUCCCAGCCAAUCAGCUGGCCACGCUCAUGCAGGCUAACUCAUCGGGUCACCUGACGCAGCUCAUCCAUGCUAAACCUUUGGCUACACAGUUAGCGCAGGCCACCAUCAAAACAUCCGCCGCCCCGUCGGUGCAGCUGGCGGCGGCAUCAUCAGCAGCAGCGGGCCGGCCGCAGCUCAUCCUGGCCAAGCCGGCGGGGGCGGUGGCUCAGCCGCUGCCGCAGUUCUCCAUACAGGUCAGCCAGCAUCACCCAGCCCCACCCAAAAGCCCCACCCAGCCCCCAAAGCCCUCCGGCAGUCAGCCGGAUGCAGCGCAAUCAGAGGCUCCACCCGCCUCCAGCCCGCCUGCAGCAUCAGCACAAACCCCAGCAUCCUGAAAGCUCCGCCCUCAGCCAGGCAGGGGCAGAGGGUGGUGGUGGUGGGGGGCGGUGGCCACAGGGUGGGGGGAGGAACAGGAAGUGACUGUGGACACUGCUGAGGAAGUGCAGGACUCUCCCCUCCCCCCCCAUACCGCAGAGCAGAGAUGCUCUCUGAUUGGCCCAGACUGUCAGCAUGCUCUCACUACAGAGCAGCUGAAGCCCCUCAAAGGAUUAAAGGGACUGUUGUACAAACACACACACACACACACACACAUACACACACACACACACACACACACACACACACACACACACACACACACACACACACACACACACACACACACACACACACCCUUCAGAGCUCAGAGAUGAGCAGCCUUAGAUUGUAAAUGAAACCAGUCCUUUUUUUUGUAAUCAAACGUAAUAUAAAAAGAUAAGACUUUGUUGUAAACAGAAAUGUAAAAAGCAUUUUUUUGAUACUCAGCGGGUAUGCAUCAGUACAGAACUAGUUUAAUUCAUCUGUCUCUUCUGUUACUCCACAGCACCGUCAGUCUCCACACACCUCUCGUCUUUUUGUACUGUUCAUAAAAAGGGAGUGAAAGGAUGUCUGCGUCCACAUAAACGAACUAAAAAGGUGUGCUCCAAUUUGAAGUAUAAUAUACUAUUUUUUCUUGUACUAUCAGUGUAUUGAAGUAGAUUUUACUGAAAUAUGUAUUAUAAAAAAGAAAAAUGUGAAUUAAAAUGGUCUUGUAGUCUGUCUUUUAUUCAAAGAUACACACACACACACUCUCUAUUCUGAAAAGUGUGACGUGUUGCGUGGAGAGAAGUAACUUUCUCGGGUUUAAAAGGAGAAACUCAAGUAGAAACUUUACUCAAUGAAGUGACACAAAAUGAAAGUUGUUUAACUAUGCAUUCGAACUGUGAGAGGUGAGUAUUGAGUUAUUGCAGCAGCACUUCAGGUGAUUGAGCUAAAUGGUCUGGCUCACAGAGGUGUUAAAGGUGCUGAUGCAGGUCAGAAGUACACAGAAGUGGACACAGACACAUUCAAGUGUUUUAAAAAAAAAAAAGUUACUUAUUUUCUCAUUGUGUGAGCGAGGAAGAGAGAGAGAGAGACAGACUGUGUGUUUUACUCUUACAUUCUUCUGUGCUUGUGUGUGUGUCUGAAUGGGUGAGUGAAUAUAACUAGUUCCUAACU
Scomber japonicus (chub mackerel) is the source of this 3136-nucleotide messenger RNA. It is a transcript of the gene elf2a, whose product is annotated as E74-like factor 2a (ets domain transcription factor). Gene Ontology annotation, molecular function: sequence-specific DNA binding; DNA-binding transcription factor activity, RNA polymerase II-specific. Gene Ontology annotation, cellular component: nucleus. NCBI's taxonomy places the organism in Eukaryota, Metazoa, Chordata, Actinopteri, Scombriformes, Scombridae. Bases 280 to 1956 code for a protein of 558 amino acids. The transcript has 9 exons. Gene Ontology annotation, biological process: regulation of transcription by RNA polymerase II; cell differentiation. The record is from RefSeq and is a predicted model, not a curated record.